Molecule: messenger RNA, 6518 nt
Organism: Dicentrarchus labrax (European seabass)
Lineage: Eukaryota; Metazoa; Chordata; Actinopteri; Moronidae
Gene: mapk8b
Product: mitogen-activated protein kinase 8b
Exons: 12
Coding region: 377-1531 (384 amino acids)
Biological process (GO): JNK cascade; protein phosphorylation
Cellular component (GO): cytoplasm; nucleus
Molecular function (GO): JUN kinase activity; ATP binding
Source: RefSeq, a predicted model, not a curated record
CCCCGGUCCUCAUUGUGCAGCCGAGGAAACAUCGCAAGGUUUCGACGACGUUGGUAUGAAAUGGCAGAAAGUGCUUGUGUCGCGGAAGCACAAAGAUUAGGUUGCGUUGAGGCUACACAUGUCUUCUGCAAUGAUCCUGGCCUGCUAGUGUGAGGGAAACGGGAGCGUAUCCGAAGGGAAAAAGGGAUUAAAGAGCUGUUUUACUCUGAAAAAAAAAAAAAAAAACAACAAAAAAAAAAAACCGUCCGGGGUUGUGUCUCUCCAGCAGGCAGCAAACGGCGACUGCGGGUCGACACUGUUGGAGUUAACCGGAGAGGGUCUUGAAAGGAGAGCUCCACUUGGAUGCCCAGUCACAGCGUUUGUCCAAGGCUUCACCAUGAACCGGAACAAGCGUGAAAAGGAGUACUACAGUAUAGAUGUGGGCGAUUCAACUUUUAUGGUUUUAAAGCGCUACCAGAACCUCAGACCCAUCGGAUCCGGAGCACAGGGAAUCGUCUGUUCAGCGUAUGACCACAACUUGGAGAGGAACGUCGCCAUCAAGAAGCUGAGCCGGCCCUUUCAGAAUCAAACUCACGCAAAACGCGCCUACAGAGAACUGGUGCUCAUGAAAUGUGUCAACCACAAGAACAUUAUCGGCCUAUUAAAUGUAUUCACACCACAGAAGACACUGGAAGAAUUCCAAGAUGUGUAUCUAGUGAUGGAGCUGAUGGAUGCCAACCUCUGCCAGGUGAUUCAGAUGGAGCUGGACCAUGAGAGACUCUCCUACCUGCUCUACCAGAUGCUGUGUGGAAUCAAACACCUGCACUCUGCUGGCAUCAUACACAGGGACCUGAAGCCCAGCAACAUUGUGGUGAAGUCUGACUGCACACUGAAGAUCCUGGACUUUGGCCUGGCCAGGACAGCAGCCACCGGCCUCCUCAUGACGCCCUACGUGGUCACACGCUACUACCGCGCCCCUGAAGUCAUCCUGGGCAUGGGAUACCAGGCCAAUGUUGAUGUCUGGUCUGUUGGCUGCAUCAUGGCUGAAAUGGUCCGGGGUAGUGUGUUGUUUCCAGGCACUGAUCAUAUCGACCAGUGGAAUAAGGUGAUCGAACAGCUGGGCACGCCGUCUCAGGAGUUCCUGAUGAAGCUCAACCAGUCGGUGAGGACCUACGUGGAGAACAGGCCACGGUAUGCUGGCUACAGCUUCGAGAAGCUCUUCCCUGACGUCCUGUUUCCUGCAGACUCUGAACACAACAAACUGAAAGCGAGCCAAGCCCGAGACCUACUAUCUAAGAUGCUGGUAAUAGACGCGUCAAAGCGGAUCUCAGUGGACGAGGCUCUCCAGCACCCUUACAUCAACGUGUGGUACGACCCUACUGAAGUGGAGGCACCACCACCCGUGAUCACAGACAAGCAGCUGGAUGAGAGAGAGCACACAGUGGAAGAGUGGAAAGAGUUGAUAUAUAAAGAAGUGUUGGACUGGGAAGAAAGGACAAAGAAUGGCGUCAUCAGGGGACAGCCAGCGUCCAUAGCACAGGUGCAGCAGUGAGCAGCAGCCCGCAGCAGCACCACCAGCACCACACCUCCACGUCCUCCUCCGCCGACGUCUCCUCCAUGUCCACUGACCCGACCCUGACCGACACCGACAGCAGCCUGGAGACGGCCAGCGCCGCCGCUGUCCCCGCCGCCGCCGCUGCUACAGCCAACGCUCCGCUGGGCUGCUGCAGAUGACUAUCAUCUACACCCCCUCCCGGUCCUGGGCUGGGCCUCAUCCCUGGUCACAUCCAAGACCACUAGCCCGACACUGGCUCCUGGCCCCAACCCCUUGCAUUUUCCUCCCCCACCUCCUCUCUGUGCUUGUCUUCAGUAGUGUAGCGAUUAGCCAGCUAGCUGUUUGAAAAAUAUUUUGAUUUCUGAAAGGACAAAACUUUUUUUUUCUUUUUUAUUACAGUUAUAGUCUUUUUUUUUAAAUUAGGAUUUCUUUUUGUUUGAGUCCUAGCUGUAAUUUAUUGUGGCAUUUGUUAAUUUUUCAGAAACCUAAGAUGAUGAUAAGAGAAUUUUUAUGAUUUCACUAUGUUGCGGUUUGUAUUAACCGACAGUGAGAAUUUAAAGAAAUAUCUGUAAAAUGUUUUAAUGUGAUCUAUUUUUCUGUUGAAAGUCAUUUGUUUCACUUGUAAGCUACUGCUUUUACAACUUGCCAUAUAAAUGUAGAUUGAGUUUGUACAGAUUUUACUGUAGAUGUAGUUUUAUCUUCAAUACAAGUUUGCAGUGAGCCAUUGAAACAUAAUUGAAUUGACAAACGUAUGGUCUUAGUACUCCUCUUAUCUGUUUUAUCUCAUAUAAUAUGGAUACUGUUUUAAAUGCAUAUGACAUAUCCAUUUAUUUGAACUGAGAUCAUGUAGAUUUACUUGUACAUUUUUUUUUCUUGUGAGUCACUACUUCCUACAUUGUAAAAUUCUAAUGAAAGCUUUAUAAUUUCCUCAUUCUUCACUUCCUGUUCAGACACGAUAGGAUUUCAAAACAAUUGUCACUCACCAUGUUAUCCUAUUUACCGUCAUACAUUUAAGUUAUGGGAUUGAUAAUGGCACAGUUUGGUCCCGCAAGAUAACUUGGAGCUUUUUUGAUGUCUUCUGUAUUUUUAAGUGCUUUAAAGUACCUCUUCCUCUUGUCUGCAACGGGCUGUGUGACAUUAUGGAACUGGCGUGUGGUGGUUUUGCUUUGGAGGACUGGAUGCACGGAGCUCUUUCACGUUCUCCACUGGCUUGCUUCGACAGUUCAGGACUUGAGAUUGUUUUGGGGGUUUUUUGCCGUGCUUUGGGAGGUUUUUGGAGAUGUGUAGUUGUGUGAGGUUGUACAAACGGUGACGGUGUCAGUAGAAUGUGCUUCAGUCAAGUAGGGAAUUUUGAUAUUGAGAACGCAUGUGAACGUGUUGAUAUUCGGUGUUUUGAGGGGAUAGUGAUUCUGCAGCCUGAUGGAACAGUGUGAAAAGAUGUCUUGCUUCCUACUAACCAGAUCCUGUUAUUAGUAAUGUACUUUUGUCAAUUUGGACAUUUGAAAGGGAUUUUUCUAAAAGUUGGCCAAACACUUUGUGCACCAGACUUGCCUGCAAUUUUGAAUAAAAGUAGAAGAACCUAAAACAUAGCAUGUUAAACCGCAGCACAAACAACCAGAGUCAAAAGAAACAAAUUAUUCUUAUGGUAUGCAAUAAUAGUGCCCUUUUUUUGAGUGUUUUUGAUUUUGCUUUGAAAGGAAAAGUGCCUGUUGUUUGUCAUUCAUUCCUGGGAGGAAGUGUGUUCAUUAUGUGUAGGUUUUUAUGGCGUCUGGAUAACAACAGUAGUUUCCAUAUCAAACCAAUAACGUAUGAUGGGGUUGUAGUUCUCACAAAUGUGUCGUAUAUUUUUCUACUUGUUUUGAUUUUGACCCUUGAGUGGGAGACUGUGGUGUCUUGCAGGGUAAGAAGGUGAUGACGUAUACGUUGAGAUGCUUAACCGUGUGUUUGAGUCAUUUCAGAAGAAAAGGCAGGUUUAUCAAGGUCUUUCAUCAAAGUAAAAAAGAAGUCGUUCUUUGCAGUGACAGCAACCGAAAUAUAGGUUAAUAACAGUUUUUUGGCUUUUCUUUGAAUACUAAUUUAAUGUGAUGAUUCUAAGAGUGAACAAGAUAGACAUGUUGUAAAAUUAAACUACUGGAUCAAACUAAAUGAGCGAACUCUGCGACUGCAUUAUUGUCAGUAUUUUGUGGUGGUUUGGGAUAUUUACAGAUCGAUGUUUUAGUUAUGAAGACAUAUCUGUAAGGCAGAGCCAAAUUAUUCAACACUCGUGCUACUAACUGGAAAAAUACUCUAAUCAUAGUUACUCAAGUUUAAACAUGCCGUAAUAGCUUAAAGCUAUUUAGGCAAGUUGUGUAAUGGUUUCUUGACAUCAUGAAUAUCUGUCUUAAAUCAAUGAAACAAGUGCUAUUUUCAGUUAAAAUGAUGUUGAGGUUUCAUGCAGCCAUUCUGCCUGCUAGAAAUGUUUGCAUAACUAAACUUCCUAUCUGCAAGAGGCAGAGUUGGGAUGUAUUGUGCUGUCAUGGAUCACGAGCAGGUGUUGUGGAUGUUGACAGCAGAGGCAUAAACAUUACUGUCUGUCUAAGAACCUGUCUUGGUCUUCGAUAUAGACAUUUUUCUAGGAGGCUCAAAGAAAAGUUGCAAGAAAGUUUGUCUUUAGACUGUAUCGUAUGCUACUGUAGCUCUGUGCUGUGCUCUGCUUUAGCAAAUUGUCGUUGUCUGCCAAAUAUGUAAGGCUAAACAUGGACGUAACCGAUUAUUUAAUGGUUGUGCCUCCUCCCUUGCAAGUUCUGGACUUGCACCAGCUAUUCGUAAAUCCAUUACUAAGUGUGUGUGUGUCCUGCCUACGUUCUCAGUUACAACUAGCUAGUUUCUAACUAUUGAUUUAGUAAAUUGGGUUGCACCAUUAAAAUGCAAGGAAUGACUUAGCCAGUAAAAACUAUAAUUAUUAUUAUUAAAUUGGAAAUAAUCUGUAGCACUGUAAGAUCAAAAUCUCCAAAACUGUGUAAAAUGGACGUUACUGUAGCAACACUGUAACCGCUUUAGUCGGCCAAACGAUAUAUUGAAGUUAAAAUCCGGUCCUUGUGAAUGUAGAUAUGAUUAUGUUUAUUUAUAUAUGCAUAAAUAGAGAAGUGUGUGUUAGUGUAGUAUAAAUAGUGUAGAAUAAGUGAGAAAUAUCUCAUUCCGCUAUUACACUCAGUUUUAUUUGGACUUUAUUCUAACAUUAUUGACAUAACGUUUUGUACUUUCUGUUAUUUCUGUGGAAUUUGUUUUAAAAUGAUCAACUUCUUCUAAACAGCAUUUUAUGAAGCGUAUGUCAGAGCAUCAACUAUAACACAUUACCUCUUUUACUCCACACUUUAAACGGGUAAUAGAUUAGCAGACUUUAGCUUUGUCACCGAGCUUAACGGUUAACGUAUAAUACAUUAACAAGAAAUUGUUAGCUGCGUCAUUGAGUUACAGGACAGUCAACAUUUGAUGUAUUAGCAAGUUAAUGUUAGCUUUGCUAGUUAGCAGCACAACUGGUGACAUUUAAUAUAUUAGCACGCUAAUGUUAGCUUUGUCAGUUAGCUAUGCAGCAGUUAAACAUUUACUGGGUGUAAAUAUUUAGGACUAGCUAAUCUGUGUACGAACGGGUUUAUGUGGUGCAACCCAUUUUAAUUUCGUGAUGUGUUAAUCUCAACUUCGUAAACACUUCCGUUCUAACUAAGUUUGAACUUACGAACAGCUGGUGCCACUGGCUCCUGCUCUCUUUUUGGGCAAUUUAAAGGAAAGAUUUGUGAAUUAUUGAGCAACAAGUUGGUUUGUGAGGUGCAGUGGCAGCAAUGGAGAGCCAGAUUAGUACAAGACUAAAGUCAGUCUGCUGUCAGUUAUUUUAGAUUCCUACAGCAAAAUUAAUGUCCAGUGGUAAAUGUGCAGUAGCAUUUCGACAAACAAGUAAAAACUAGGACUUAAGCAGUGUCACAUUUAUAAGAAGGGAGUUUGUGGUGUGUAUCCAUUUGUCAUAUUAGCCCAUUUGUCGUAUUAGCUAAAAUAAUCCAUCAGAAAAAAAACACAUUGUUGUCUAAAGUGCUCUUAAUUUUCUUAACCCAACAUUAGGGGCUUUAAUUUGAGUAUUUUGUUGUUGUUUUUUUCUUCUUCUUAGGUUGUUGUUGCUUUUUUUUUUAUAUAUAAUUACUGCAUCUCUCCAAACAAUGUCAUUCUGAUUUAAGUCGGCUUUGAUGAACUACCUCACGCUGAAUUUCUGCCAGUUCUUGCAUAUACUUAGUCGCCUGCAGAAUUAGCUAUCGAAGACGUGUGAAUAACAGAUUCCAUUAUUUAUUUAUUUGAAAGUGUACUAUUUGUUGGUUUCAACAGACUUCUAGUUUUGUACAUUAUGUAUACUUCACCUAGAAGUAAGAGAAUUGUUAUAUGUAUUUUUUGUUCUUUUUUGUUUGUUUGUUUUUAAACUAAAUGUGCAAUACCUUCAGCAAACUGUGCUAGUAGUAUGUGAUGGGCCUAGCCCUUGUUAGCUGUCUCCUGAAGGUAAAGAAAAUGUUUGGUACUGUCAAUCCAUGUUUUCCUUUUUUAUGAAUAAGAUCAAUUUUUAUUUCUGUGACUUGUUUAUAGUCAUGAUGUUACGUAAUCAGCCUUACCCACCAAACAAAUCUGUCGGCCAAGGUUUGAUGCAGAGACGGGAAGUUCUUUGAGUCACAACGUGGCCAACAGAUUUUGAUUUAGAAUGUGGUAAGGACAAUAAUGUUAAUAAACACAAAAAAGAUAAGUAAAUACCUACAAGAAAUCAUUAUAUGUAUGGUGCUGGUUUGUAAUGUUUGCUAGUGAAUCCAGCCAUGCAAGUAGUUUUAAGAAUUCCUGGAUCUGCGCGUCCCAAAAACCGCAACCAACGAAGAAGUGCACUACUAGAAUACAUGCACUGGGAUCUGAUGAUGCCACCUCUUUAAAAAAAACAAUAAAAAAAAUAUGUACUGCAAAUAAAAGAAAUACACUUUGA